AUGUCGACGAUCAAUAUGGGGCCAAAUCGGAUUCGGACAUGGCGAACAAGUCUCCGGACGACUUUAGAGAAUGUUUCCUUCAUCCAUCUUCAUUACUUUUAUUUUUGCGCCACGACGCUAUUAGCCAGCCUCAUUUUCUGGGGUUCAUCUACGCCGGCGAAAUCGGUCCGCUAUAUCGACAGCCUUUUCUUGUGCAUAUCUGCAAUGACCGAGGCUGGCCUGAACACGGUCAACCUAUCAGAGCUCAAUACAUGGCAACAAGUCAUGCUAUUUCUCCUCAUUAUCGCCGGCUCCGCAAUCUUUGUAUCCAGUGCUAUUCUGCACGUCCGCAAGCGAGCUUUCGAAAAGAGGUUUGUCGAGCUAGCAGCACAGCGACAAAGGAGACGGUUGAUGCGGCCACGCACCCUGAGCUUUUCUUUCUCUAGGCGUAAGCUUAGCAUUUCCGGAGACCGCGAAUCAGCCGUCGCUUCUGGGGCUGUUCGAGGUCGUGCUAUCGAGGAACGCGAGGAUCACCCCGGUGACAGAGUUUCGAUAGGUCAGGACCGAUCAUUGUCCCAUGUAAACACUGCAGCCUCUACAGCAUCAGCAAACGACACCGAAACCGCAAAAGAUGACCAAGAUGGUCAUAUCCACUUCCCAGAGAUGCUUCCUGCCGUAGACCAUAGCCAAGACCAUGUGCGUCCUCGGCCUCUGAGUCGUCACAGAGCCAGCUUCUUCGAAGGUCGUGGUGUCGGAGCCCGGCCCUUGGACAAUCAUCCGAGGAACGUUAUGCCCACAAACGUACCAUUUCUGCCGGAUCAAAAUGAGGCCAUUGCCGAGGACGACAACAAGCUACACAACGACUCUGGUUCAAAACUAAGUAAAUACAUCAACACCGUCAACGGUUACCUAGGAAGAAACAGUCAGAUUCAUGGCUUGAGUGAGAAAGAACGCAAGAAAUUGGGCGGUAUCGAGUACGACGCUAUAUGCUUACUCUCAUGGGUCGUACCGCUCUAUUUCAUCUUGUUCCAGCUCUUUGGAGCGCUGGGCGUCGGUGCUUGGAUCAAAGCCAAUCGUCCUGGAAUGACAUUGACAAAUGGCCUCGAUCCGUUUUGGACAGGAGCUUUUUUUGCUAUUUCGGCAUUCAAUAAUUCUGGCAUGGCUCUUUUGGAUGCAAAUGCGACCGUACUACAAACGAGUUACUAUGUUUUGUUGACAAUGAGUCUACUCAUUCUGGCGGGCAACACUUGUUUCCCGCCAUUUUUGAGAUUGAUUUUGUGGACAAUGAAGAAGGCAAUCCCGCAAAGUGCCACCUCCUCUACAUGGAAACGGCGACGCCAGACUCUGGAGUUCUGCCUCGAUCACCCUCGACGAGUCUACACCAACCUGUUCCCUGCCGCACAGACGUGGUGGCUCGUUUUCUCCCUAGUCAUGCUGAAUGGAAUCGACUGGGUUGCAUUUGAACUUUUGAAUAUUGGAAAUCCCGUCACUGAUGCGAUUCCGGUACAUUUCCGAGUUCUGGACGGACUCUUUCAAGCGUUUGCGGUCCGAAGUGGAGGGUUUUAUGUGGUGUCUAUUGCCGGCCUACGGUCGGGACUCUUGGUCCUCUACGUCGCCAUGAUGUAUAUCUCGGCCUUUCCCAUCGCAAUGACGAUUCGAAACACGAACGUAUACGAAGAGAGGUCUUUGGGGAUAUACGCCGAGGACAUGGAAGAAGCGGAAAAAGAAGCCGAGCGAAACGGUAGCAGCGGCGGUCAACCCUCCACCGAGAAGGAAUUACCAGGUCGAAGGUUUAUCUCUGGCCUCAAGCAAACCAUGACUUGGACUCAUGGCACUGGUUCCGCGCCGUCGCCACAACAUCUCACGACGUGGACCCGGCAAGACUUUGUACGCCAGCAGCUCCGGGGCCAACUUGGACACGACUUGUGGAUUCUCGUCCUUGCGGUCUUUAUGAUCACGGCCAUCGAGACUGGGCAAUUCGAGCGAGACCCUGUCAACUUUUCCACCUUUAACAUCGUAUUCGAGGUCGUGUCGGCGUACGGGUGCGUGGGGAUCUCGGUGGGCAUUCCCUGGGCGGCGUACUCCUUCUGCGGGACGUGGCACACGGCGAGCAAGCUCGUUCUUUGUGUCGUCAUGCUUCGUGGACGCCAUCGAGGUUUGCCUGUCAGUAUCGACCGCGCCAUAUUACUACCUGACGAGAGUCUCGCUUGGGCUGAAGAGGAAGAUGCCAAUAGGCGGGGAGCUCACGCUGGUAUGCCGAGCCUCUCCAUGGUUCCCAGUAGGGAAGUGUUGAGACACAGAAGAACCAACGACUCUGGUGUCCCUGGUCCAAGUAUUGAUUCCUCAAAAGAUGCGGGUCUUCUCGUCUGA
Exophiala oligosperma is the source of this 2349-nucleotide messenger RNA. RefSeq lists its product as uncharacterized. The transcript has 4 exons. Lineage: Eukaryota; Fungi; Ascomycota; Eurotiomycetes; Chaetothyriales; Herpotrichiellaceae. The record is from RefSeq and is a predicted model, not a curated record. The coding region runs from base 1 to 2349 and encodes 782 amino acids. Gene Ontology annotation, cellular component: plasma membrane. Gene Ontology annotation, molecular function: high-affinity potassium ion transmembrane transporter activity. Gene Ontology annotation, biological process: potassium ion import across plasma membrane; intracellular potassium ion homeostasis.